Filobasidium floriforme is the source of this 2467-nucleotide messenger RNA. Its product is annotated as CDC45 family. The coding region runs from base 80 to 2326 and encodes 748 amino acids. Gene Ontology annotation, biological process: DNA replication initiation; double-strand break repair via break-induced replication; mitotic DNA replication preinitiation complex assembly. Lineage: Eukaryota; Fungi; Basidiomycota; Tremellomycetes; Filobasidiales; Filobasidiaceae. Gene Ontology annotation, molecular function: DNA replication origin binding; single-stranded DNA binding; chromatin binding. The transcript has 9 exons. Gene Ontology annotation, cellular component: DNA replication preinitiation complex. The record is from RefSeq and is a predicted model, not a curated record.
ACUAGAUCUCGAUAGUACGCAAGCUCGUAUCAUGACUCGCUAGAUCUGGAUACCAUAACCUCAAGUAGGAGCCGCCAGAAUGCCCGUGAUCUGCCCGCCGAGCUCGGACUUGCCUGCUGGGACAGUUACCUAUCUACAUGCCUGGAGCUCUAUCAUCCGCAAGGUCAGGGCGAAUCCUCAAAACAGUGCAGGGGGUGUGGUCAUCCUAGCAGCUAUAGACUUGGACGCUCUCUUGGCUUCACACGUCCUGGUCAACCUGUUCAAGCAGGAAGAUAUACCUCAUUCGCUCAUCCCCAUUGGAGGAUACUCUGAGCUGGAAACAAGAAAAGAUCAGAUAUUUGGGUCAGAGGAUGGUCGAUAUCCUGGAAACCCCGAUGUACAUACCCUCAUACUGCUUUCGCUAGGCUCCCUCUUGCCACUUUCGUCAUAUUUUCCCAUCGGCACCCACACAUGUGAUAUUCACUUGAUCGAUGCUCAUCGGCCAUACAACCUGGAGAACAUCUUCGGAGGAGCUGUGAAUGACGGCUUGGGAGCUGGCUCUAGGAAUGGUCACCUGAUCGAUGCACGGAACGGCCAUGCAUUAAGUGGAGACGGGGAUGACGUUCAAGAUAGAUUGCUGGGGAGGAUCUGGAUCUGGGGGGACGGCGACGAAAAGAAGCUGGAGAAUGUGAAGAAGAGCUGGGAAGCGCUCGAGUACGAACCAGAGUCGGGGUCCGAUAGCGAUUCAGACGCUUCUCAAUCCGAUACCGACCUAGAAGAUACCGACGAGGACGACGAAGCGGAAGAAGAUGGAGCUGAAGAUGCAGAUGAAGAUCGUGGUGAUGGGGAAGGAAGCGGUGGUUCGAACGGGAAGCGCAGACGAAACAACGGGGACGACGCUGGAGACCAACCUGGCCGCCGGAAAAAGAAGCGGAGAGAAGAAGACCCUGAUCGACCCAAGCGUCUACCACGAGCGAUACGGAAUGCGCACGCCGAACGUGUACAGCGGUAUUAUCAAGCUGGAACUUCGUACGGGAUGAGCGUAGUCGAGUGUUGCUACAUCCUUGCAAGCGAGUUGGAGCGUGGCGAUAACGACUUGUUGUGGUACGCCGUAUUGGGCUUGACGCAUCAAUACAUCUCAUCACGGAUCGAUCGGGACACGUACGAUGAGCGACAUUCGCUAUACCUGGACGAAGUAGCACGACUGAAUCCGCCAUCACCGGGCCGCCACGGGACUUCGUCUGGCAACGGAAGUCCCGACGACAAUGCUAUAUCGCCGAGCGAGGAACUGCGUUUCGUACUUUUCCGGCAUUGGAAUCUUUACGAUGCAAUGUUUCAUUCAGGUUACGUGGCAGGUCGUAUGGGAAUAUGGAAAGAGAAGGGACGGAAGAAAUUGGUGGGACUUUUGGCCAAGAUGGGUUUCUCAAUACAGCAGAGUCGUCAAUCGUACUCGCACAUGGACAUGGAUCUCAAAGCGACACUACGAGACAAGCUGGAAGAGGUCGCGCCAGAAUACGGGCUGGUAGAACUGCAUUACCCAUCUUUCAUGCGAGCGUUUGGGUACCGAUGCGCACCGCUGUCCGCCGCGGACGGAGUGGAGGGUCUGAACGCGUUGCUCGAGGCUGCCACAGGGAUCCGAGUCGAAAUCGAGCAGGAUGGAGGCAAAGGGGGCGGAGAAUGGUUUGGAGCUACCAAGGCUUGGACCGUCAGCGGGAUUUCGGGAAGCAACGCAUUCGCCUACAAGGAAGAUAAAGCGGAAGCAGAAGCGGACGGGAACGACGAGCUCAGCCGGCAUGCGCGGAUAGAGCAGAAACGAUGCGAGAAGAAUUUUUGGGUUUCAUACGACGCAAUGCAGGACGUGAAACUCUUAUCGCGGUCCUUAGGAUUGGCCAAAGGUCUUCACCAAGCGAUCAUACGUCAGGGAUGUUCAAUACUGGACAAGAACAGCAUGAAGACCCUCCGAUCAUUUCGCUUCGUCACGAUCCGUGAAGGUCCCGACUUGCGCCUAUUCUCGCACGCUAGCAUCCUCACCAGGCUAGCUCUGUGGUUGAUCGAUGCCACCCGAGACAAGGUGACGCGGGCCGCCGAAGCCAGGAGAAAGACGCCCGCACAUCCGAUCGUCCUGGCCUGCCUCGACGAGGAAAGCGAUACGUUCCUCAUUGUCGGUAUCAGCGGAGCACCAGAGUUUGGAGACGUCAGGAAGAAUCGUUUCGGUCUGGCCUUUCAGUCUGCAGCGGCGGACUCGGGAGCGCACGCUCGUCACGACAUGUUUGACACUAGCAUAGUCGAGGUGCGGAAAGACGAUCUGACGGGCUUUGUCGAAUGCCUACAUUUGCAGACCGCAUAGAGAGUGGACAUCAUCAUCGAUCGAUUAUAGUUGGCAUUUCUGACGAACGGAUUACAGCAUAACUUGUAUCUUACAACACUCGGACAACUUUGUAGCCAGAUUACAUACACCUGAUGACAUUCGCUCAUACGUACCUCCCAG